Messenger RNA from Colletotrichum scovillei, 1446 nucleotides. Its product is annotated as molybdenum cofactor synthesis domain-containing protein. The coding region runs from base 378 to 1373 and encodes 331 amino acids. Lineage: Eukaryota; Fungi; Ascomycota; Sordariomycetes; Glomerellales; Glomerellaceae. The transcript is spliced from 8 exons. The record is from RefSeq and is a predicted model, not a curated record.
CCCGCAUCUCAACAUUUGAUUCGUGCUUUCUGACGCCUUACUCUCGAUUCCGCUCUCCUCCUCCUGCCCCGGCCCGUACCCAAAGAGAGACCCUGCAUCUCUCUCUUCCGCCCACUCUAAUCAGCUCAUGGCCCCGUUGCCGUAAACCUUCCCGUUUGUCGUGACCUUUCCUCUCUCCUUUUGCCGAAAACCUUCGUUUUCUUCCCAACAUAUGACAUCAUCGAUUUUUGUGAGACGAAAAUCCAUCGGUUCGAGAUAAGUCGCGUAAGACACAGUUGAGGUGCACACACACACACACACACACACACACACACAUACACACUUGCACCUCAUCCCGUAUACACACACCGCUUCACAUCGGGUGUUGUCGUUUUCUCAUGUUCGCGCGACUCACCCAGCUGUCUCGGCAUCUCCCCUCGGCCCAAUCAAUAACACAAGCUGUUAAGCCCGCCGCUUUCCCAGUCUCCGCCGGCUUCGCCCGCAGCAGCAGAAUCAUGGUUUCGGCAGACGAGCGCAACACCCGCACGAUUCACACGGCGGCGUGUCUCAUCAUCGGAGAUGAGGUUCUCGGCGGAAAGACAGUUGAUACCAACUCGGCUUACAUGGCCAAGUGGUGCUUUUCUCUGGGCAUUAACUUGAAGCGAGUCGAAGUCAUUGAAGACGAUGAGAGCGAAAUCGUCGAAGCCGUCAGGCGCAUGAGCGAUCGUUACGACUUUGUGGUAACCAGCGGCGGAAUCGGUCCAACACACGACGACAUCACAUACCAGUCAAUAGCAAAGGCCUUUGACCUACCCCUCGUCCUGAACCAGGAAGCCUUCGAAAAGAUGAAGAAGCUGUCCAAGCCGCACCCGGGCCAGCCAAACUUUGACUGGGACGUCGACUCGCCCGCCCUGCAGGCGAAGCUGCGCAUGGUCAUCCUCCCCACAGACGAGAAGCGCGACCCCAAGAAGCAAUUCGUCUUCCCCCACGAGGACCUCUGGGUGCCGGUCAACGUCGUCAACGGCAACGUUCACAUCUUGCCGGGCGUCCCGCGACUUUUUGAGAAGCUCCUCGACGGGCUGAAGCCAGGCAUCGUGCCCCGGCUCACCGAUCCGGAGGGCAAAGGCCUCUGCCGCGUGCUCAUUUCUACUCCGCUCCCGGAGAGCGCCGUCGCCGGCUACCUGACGCAGCUCGCGGCCAAGGUCGAGCCCAAGGGCGUCAAGGUCGGCAGCUAUCCCCGGUGGGGCCAGAACGGCACCGUGACGUUGGUUGGAAGGGACCAGGCUUACAUCGAGAGCAUCGUGGCCGAGGUUGUCCAGGGUGUCGAAGGUAAGCGUGUAAACGCGGAGGGUGAGGAUGAUACCCAGGGCGAGGCGGGAAAAGAUCUCGAAUAAUGUUAGCAAAACCUAAAUCUCAAAUCAGAUAGCGAUCAACCCCCACGAUCCCGAAGGAAGUGGCUCCGCUGCG